UUUUAUUUUCUUUUGUUUUAUUUAUUUUUAUUUUUUGAAUUUCAUGGAAGAUGGGAGAGGUGUCAGGGUUGCAGUUGGGUGUUAUGGGUGCAUUGUUUCUAUCAGUGGCAUCAUCAGUCUCCAUUGUCAUCUGCAACAAAGCCUUGAUGAGCUUUCUUGGCUUCCCUUUUGCUACAACACUGACUAGUUGGCAUCUGAUGGUAACAUACUGCUCCCUCCACGCAGCACAACACUUCAACUUUUUUGAGAGCAAGGCGGUCGACAUGAAUACAGUCAUGCUUUUCGGCAUUCUUAAUGGGGUUUCCAUUGGAUUUCUCAACUUAAGCCUUGGAUUUAACUCAAUUGGCUUCUACCAGAUGACAAAACUUGCAAUCAUACCUUUCACAGUGCUACUAGAAACUAUUUUCUUGAAAAAGCAAUUCAGCCAAAAGAUAAAACUCUCUCUCUUCCUCUUACUUGUUGGAGUUGGCAUAGCUUCCAUCACUGACCUCCAACUCAAUUUUGUUGGGGCAAUUCUCUCUCUUCUAGCUAUCAUAACCACUUGCGUUGGUCAAAUUCUAACAAACACAAUACAAAAGAGGCUCAAUGUAUCUUCUACACAGUUGUUGUAUCAAUCAGCUCCAUUUCAAGCUGCAAUUCUCUUUGUCUCAGGCCCAUGGGUUGAUCAAUGCCUCACAAAGCAAAAUGUCUUUGCUCACAAAUAUUCCCCUAUUGUCUUGGGUUUCAUCAUACUAUCGUGCUUGAUAGCAGUGUCAGUGAAUUUCAGCACAUUUUUGGUAAUUGGGAAGACAUCACCAGUGACAUAUCAAGUGUUGGGACAUCUCAAGACAUGCCUGGUUCUUGCAUUUGGCUACACAUUACUUCAUGACCCUUUCACUUCUAGAAACAUCAUUGGCAUUUUAAUUGCCAUCCUUGGAAUGGCCUUGUAUUCAUAUUUUUGCAGCCAUGAGAAUAAAAAGAAACAACUUGUUGAUCUCUCACCUCCCUCUCAGAUCAGGGAUAAGGAAACUACAGCUCUUUUGGUGGGGAUGAAUGGUCAAGAGAAAGAAAGUCAUGAGGUUUAAGAAAUCAGUCAAAGAUGGUCUUGUUUAAAUGCUAGCUAGGGUUUGUGAUAAAGAUUUCAAGGUGCUAAAAUCUUUGUUUCAGACAUUUCGAUGAAUGUAAAUGAGUCUCAUUCUUCGAAAUAAAAGCAAUAUAUCUCUUGAUUCAAUUGAUUUUUGAUUUAUUCAUAGAAUAGAACCACAAUUUCUCAUAUUCAUUAUGAGGGUGACUGUAAGUCUUGUGACUAUACCUGGAGUUCCAAGAAUACUGAAUAAUUUUCCAAUAGUAGAAUGAGCUCAUAAUUCUCUUUUUCUUAACCAGUUGUAUUACGCGCACCGAAAGAAUUUGCAAAAUGAGAUUGUCUCACAUUUGUGUAUUCUUUGUCAAUACUUUCUGUG
Camellia sinensis is the source of this 1439-nucleotide messenger RNA. The record is from RefSeq and is a predicted model, not a curated record. NCBI's taxonomy places the organism in Eukaryota, Viridiplantae, Streptophyta, Magnoliopsida, Ericales, Theaceae.